CAAGAAUCGAGGAAUGUGUAAAAACAUAUAGACAACGAAAGGGAGGGCCAAAUAUCAAAAGCAAACUCUCAUGGAAAUGGGGCCAUCCACCACCCAUCACUGCCCCCUCAAUUCUCUUCAUUCUUAUUAUUAUUAUUACCUCUUCCACCUAAAGUAAAAUUCAUCCCUUUCAUUUUUAUCACUGCCAUUACUCAUCUUCUUUGCUCUGCUUCCACUCCACUCUCCUCCCACAACUCGCCUCCCAAGCUUCCAACAACCAUCUUCUCUCCAUUUCUUCUUUUCUUUUUGUGGGUUUAUCAGUUGAACCUCUGCCCAUUUCAAAGUUUUUUUUUUCUUUUUCUUUUUUUUUUUGGGUGUAAUUGAAGAUAAAUGAUGGAUCUUCCUCAAGCUUCAGGGUAGAAUUCCAGUGGAGAGGGAAAUUUUUCCAGGAGCCAUUUUCUGCCUAACCAAACAGCGUUUUCCUUCUGUUCAACAUUGGGGCAUUGCUACCAUGAUUAAGCAAAUUCUUAGCAAACUCCCUCGGAAAUCAUCAAAAUCUGACACAUUGGCUUCUGCUGGGAGUGAUUCGAACAACAAUACUAACUUGGGCAGUAGUAUCCAGUGUAGCAAUGGGUUGAAUGUUGUUAGACGGAUGUCUUCAGCUGUUUUCCCAUCAAUGGUUACAGCUGGAGCGGAGGCAGUGGAGCCCCAUCUAUCCUUCAAAGAUGUUCCAAAUACAGAGAAGCAGAAAUUGUUUGUCAGUAAGUUGAACCUCUGUUGUGUGGUUUACCAUUUCAAUGAUCCAGACAAGGAUCAAGCAGAGAAAGAUUCUAAACGCCAAGCCUUGAUAGAGCUUGUUGAUUUUGUUGCUUCUGGAUCUGCAAAGUUUAGUGAAGCAGCAAUUGCUGCAACAUGCAAAAUGUGUGCAAUUAACCUUUUUAGGGAUUUUCCACCAAAGUAUCGCUCUAAUUCUACUGGUGGAGAAACAGAAGAUGAAGAGCCAAUGUUUGAUCCUGCUUGGUCACAUUUACAAAUUGUGUAUGAUCUACUCCUCCGAUUUGUCAGUUAUAGUUCUCUUGACGUAAAGGUAGCAAAGAAGUAUGUUGAUCAUUCUUUUAUUUUGAGACUACUUGAGCUCUUUGAUUCUGAGGAUCCAAGGGAAAGAGACUGUUUGAAAACAAUUCUCCAUCGGAUUUAUGGGAAGUUUAUGGUUCACAGGCCUUUUGUUCGAAAGGCUGUGAGCAACAUAAUUUAUCGCUUUGUUUUUGAAACUGAGCGACAUAAUGGGAUUGCUGAGCUUUUGGAAAUAUUUGGAAGUGUAAUUAGUGGGUUUGCUUUGCCAUUGAAGGAGGAACACAAGAUGUUUCUAUCAAGGGCUCUGAUUCCUUUGCACAAACCAAAAUCAGUUGGUAUUUACCAUCAACAAUUGACAUAUUGUGUUGUACAGUUUAUAGAAAAGGAGCCAAAAUUGGCCAGUGUUGUAAUAAAGGGACUGCUAAAAUACUGGCCUGUAACAAAUAGCCAGAAGGAGUUGAUGUUCUUGAGUGAGUUGGAAGAGAUCUUGGAGAUGACUGGCGUGGUGGAAUUUCAAAAGAUCAUGGUCCCAUUAUUUCGGCGUAUAGGAUGCUGCCUCAAUAGCUCCCAUUUCCAGGUGGCUGAACGAGCACACUUUUUGUGGAACAAUGAGCAUGUCCUCAACCAUAUAACACAAAACCGGCAGGUAAUUCUGCCUCUUGUCUUCCCAGCCCUAGAGCGGAACACUCGGAACCACUGGAAUCAAGCGGUGCUCAAUCUGACUCUAAAUGUGCGAAAGAUGUUUUGCGAGAUGGAUGAAGAACUGGUACUUGCCUGCCAAGGUAAAUUGGAGGAGGAAGAUUCAAAGUCAAGUAUGGCAGCUGAGAAGCGGAGAUUGACAUGGGAGCGCCUGGAAACUGCUGCUAGCUUCCAGCCUGUAGGUGGUGGUAAUAUUUCAUUUCUGGUAAAUCCAGCCACAUGCUCUGUUACCUGCUGAUUGCUCAGGUAGUGACCCAGUAGUUUUAUGUACUUGGGAAGCUGAAACAAGCAUAGAUGUAGCAGUUCUGCUUGCAGUAUUAAAAUUUGGUUCUUGAAUUUGGUAAAUUUGGAAUGCCAAUAGGGGUGAGGCCAGUGCUGUGAUGUUUCACCAGUUACCAUGUCCAGCACACUCCCUCUACUGCCUUGAAGCUUUCCAAAUCCAUACCCAACCCAGGGAGAAGAGCUGUUUUGCUUGCAAAUCAUUUCAUUUGUACUAACAUCUCUUGUAAUCCUUAUCCAAGGGCUGUUUGCUUCUGCUCAGGCAUUAUGUAUUAGUAAGUUCUAUUUUGCUCAUCGUUAAGAAUAUGGGUUGUCAAUCUUCCCCUGAAUCAUGUCAAGAGAACAUUCAGGCAGUUUGCUUUUGGGGAUAUCGAAGAUGUUUGCUGAUUCCAAAUUCUCCCUUUUAAUGUUGCAUACUUCCAUAGCGUAAUAGCUGGUAGUGGCUUGAAUUACAGCAAUACUCCGAUAGAAGAAAGUUGUUUUCUGUAAUGUGAUGUGGCAAAUUGGCAAUAGCCAAGCCCUUAUUUACUCUCAACUUUUAACUCCUUGGCUAGCCUAGAGCAGACCACCAAAACAAUAUAUUCCCUGCUUGAGCAAUGCCAUAGAGAUAAAGGACAUGGCCACACCAUUAAUCUCAAGGCACUCCCUACUAGACCUGCUGGUAAAUGGAUAAUUGCAGUGUCAUGAGCUGUGUGCGUUACAGGACUCCCAAUGGGACCCCAUUGCCCGAAUAAUGGUCAAAUAAACACUGAUUGUUCUGUCGUCUUCACGUGCAUAAGAAUUCAUAUUGGGACACCAUUGGACCCUUCAUGGACCCAUGGGGCUAAACUCCUUGUACUCAAGUGUCAAGAAUGAAAGAGAAUGGGACCUUAUCAUCCCAUGCUUACAGGUUAAGAAAGAAGCAGCCACCGUGAAGUUUCGUCCUGUGUCUUUGCAUAUAUAUCAUCUUACCACUCAGAGCCUUAUAUAUUCACAUGCUUAGUCAGUCUUGGAAUCAAUCUUGUGAAUUGUAGGGAGAAUUAUUAGAUAGAAAGAGAUCAUGUACGCACCACCAGGAUAUCAAGAAAUGUCAUACUAUGAUCACAUCCAAAGAAGGCACCAAGAUAGAGGCUGCCUCUAUGCAGGAUUGUUCGCGAUGUGUUGCUGCUUCUGCUGCUUUGAGACUUGCGAGUGUUGCUUAGAUGCACUUUGCUGUGGCUGCGAUUAGAAGAUCAAUGGAUGGAUGCACUUGCUCUAUGUAUUAGCAUUAAAUUUGAAACAUUAAUACCCUUUUGGGCUAUUGAAAAGCAAUACUAAGGAGAGCUCCAAUAAAGUCCUACUCAUAUCAAA
Vitis riparia (riverbank grape) is the source of this 3360-nucleotide messenger RNA. Its product is annotated as serine/threonine protein phosphatase 2A 57 kDa regulatory subunit B' kappa isoform-like. Gene Ontology annotation, biological process: signal transduction. NCBI's taxonomy places the organism in Eukaryota, Viridiplantae, Streptophyta, Magnoliopsida, Vitales, Vitaceae. Gene Ontology annotation, molecular function: protein phosphatase regulator activity. The record is from RefSeq and is a predicted model, not a curated record. Gene Ontology annotation, cellular component: protein phosphatase type 2A complex. Bases 491 to 1990 code for a protein of 499 amino acids. The transcript is spliced from 5 exons.